AUGGGUCGUGUGAAACUUGAGAUCAAGAGGAUAGAGAACAACACUAACCGGCAAGUUACCUUUUCCAAACGCAGGAAUGGACUCAUCAAGAAGGCCUAUGAGCUGUCGGUUCUCUGCGACAUCGAAAUUGCUCUCAUCAUGUUCUCGCCCUCGCCGUCGCAACGCCUCAACCACUUCUCCGGCAAGAGAAGGAUUGAAGAUGUGCUUAGUCGUUACGUAAAUCUUUCGGAUCAUGAUAGAGGAGGGAUCCUUCAGAAUAGAGAGUAUUUGCUCAGCACUCUAAAGAAAAUCAAAGAUGAAGACGAUAUGGCCCUUGAAUUUACCAGUCCAGCGGAACUCAACUCAAAUUCAGAGGAACUCCAACAAGAAAUUGGGAAUUUGCAGCAUCAACUCCAGAUGGCCGAGGAACAGCUGAGAAUGUUCGAACCAGACAUUCUAGGGUUUACAUCGAUUGAAGAACUUGAGGCCUGUGAAAAGAACCUCUUGGAAUUAAUGAAUCGGGUUGCACAGAGGAAGAAAUAUUUGUUGAGUGAUCAUUUAUCAACGUUCGACCCACCAAGCAUGCAGAUGUACUUUGAGGCGCAGGAGGGGAUGCCAUCAUCAUCAGCCUCGUACCAGAAUGACUUCGUUAGCUGGCUGCCGGGGACUGGGGUAAAUGGAGACAAUAAUCAAAACCAUAUUUUUGGUGGUGCUACUGACCAUUCCUGCAUUUCUCUAAGGACCAAUUCGCCAACUGCAAAUAUCUACGAUUCACUAAUAGCCCACGGCCAUGCAGCCGGCGGCGGCGUGAACAAUCCGGCGGAGGCGAACAGCGUGGAUGGCGGCUCCAUGGAGAACCCAGGCGAGGAUCACAGCCUCUCACAGUGGCAUGCUCAUGAUCUAUACUCAUCCCUCAUCCCAUCAACCUCAUUCUCUCACCAGCAGAAUGAUAUGACAGGGCCAAAUAUGGGAGCAAUGGAGCAACUCCAGCACACUGGGACCUGCCCAGAAGUGGUAUCUGAUGGAGAUCAAGAAGAUGGAAAUUUUGAGGCGAACAGGCCUCGGCUUAACAUGGAUCAUCAGUCAUCUUGA
This is a messenger RNA of Diospyros lotus (date-plum), 1071 nucleotides long. Its product is annotated as agamous-like MADS-box protein AGL104. The record is from RefSeq and is a predicted model, not a curated record. NCBI's taxonomy places the organism in Eukaryota, Viridiplantae, Streptophyta, Magnoliopsida, Ericales, Ebenaceae. Gene Ontology annotation, biological process: positive regulation of transcription by RNA polymerase II. The transcript is spliced from 11 exons. Bases 1 to 1071 code for a protein of 356 amino acids. Gene Ontology annotation, molecular function: DNA-binding transcription factor activity, RNA polymerase II-specific; protein dimerization activity; RNA polymerase II cis-regulatory region sequence-specific DNA binding.